This is a messenger RNA of Polistes dominula (European paper wasp), 1725 nucleotides long. It is a transcript of the gene Sas10, whose product is annotated as UTP3 small subunit processome component Sas10. Gene Ontology annotation, cellular component: nucleolus; small-subunit processome. The record is from RefSeq and is a predicted model, not a curated record. Lineage: Eukaryota; Metazoa; Arthropoda; Insecta; Hymenoptera; Vespidae. Gene Ontology annotation, biological process: maturation of SSU-rRNA from tricistronic rRNA transcript (SSU-rRNA, 5.8S rRNA, LSU-rRNA).
CAUUCAUGUGGUGCAUAGUGUAUACGUUCGCUGGAUAUAUUAAUAUUUAUAUUUAUAUUUUGUCUUUUAUAAAUAAAUGUACAUAUAUAUAAAUAUCUUCAUAUAAAAUGGCUGGAAAAAAGAGAGGACGAAAUGCAUUCAAAGUUGAAGCUGUUGGAGAUGAAGAUAUGAAUGACAUUUCGGAUUCUGAUGACCAAUAUUCAGAAGAGGAUCGUGAAUUACUUAAAAGUGUAAGAAUAAAACGAGCACCAGAAAAUUUUGAUAGCGAUGACGAAGUCUUUGGAUUACAAGAUGAUGAAGAAAACGAAGAAGAGGAUGAAAUGGAAAAUGAAGAAGCAGAUUCAAUGGAAUCUGAUAUUGAAGAAUUGGAAGAUGAUUUUGAUAUACCAAAUGAGAAAGCAUGGGGCAAAAAGAAAAAAACAUAUUAUUCUACGGAUUACGUAGAUCCUGAUUAUUCCACUCUUAGUCAUAAAAAUCAAGUAAUAGCAGAAAUGGAAGAACAAGAAGCAAUAAGCAUUCAAAAGAAAUUAGCUGAACGAUUGGAUGAUGCUGAUUUUGGUUUAGAUUUUAUAGAAGCAAAAAGUGAGGACACAAAAGCUCAACAAGAUGAAGAGGAAACGGUCAAAACAGAUUUUACCAAACUUAGUAAAAAACAAAAACGUGAAUUAGUUCAACGAGAAAGUCCAGAAUUUUUGGCUAUCGUUGAUGAUUUUAAAGAAUGCAUGAACGAAGCUAAAAAUAUACUUUUACCAUUUUUGAAGCUUGUUGAAAAAGGCAUAUGUCCUGAUUGUCCUGCAUCGAACUUUGUUAAAAGUAAAUAUCAAAUAAUAUUAAAUUAUUGCGUUAAUAUCUCUUUUUAUUUAAUGCUAAAAGCCAAAAGAUUACCUAUCAAUUCGCACCCUGUUAUUAAACGUUUGGCACAAUAUCGCCAACUUCUUAAUGAAAUGCGUUCAGGAGAAGGAGAUUUGUUAGAAAAAAUUGAAGAGGUAUUAAAAAUUGAAAAAGAUGGUGGAUCUCUUUAUAAUAUAUCAGGUGAAUCUAUAACUUGCAAGAAAAAAAAAGUUAUUGCUGAAGUAAAAGACAAGAAAGCCAAAAAGCGAAAAAUAAGCGAGACAAAUGAAGAGGAAGAAUCUGACAAUAUCAUGGACGAAGAAUCUGAUGAUGAUAUCAUGGACGAUGAAUUAAAUGAAGAAAACAAUUUAUCUGAAAAUGAUGAUGAAGAUAAAUUGAGUGUUGAAGAGGAUAACCAAGAAAACAAGGUAUUGGAAGAAAUGGAGGAUACAGAAGAAAAAAGAGCAAUUACAUAUCAAAUAGCAAAGAACAAAGGUCUUACUCCGCAUCGUAAGAAAGAACAACGAAAUCCAAGAGUCAAGCAUAGAAAUAAAUAUCGCAAAGCAAAAAUACGUAGGAAAGGAGCAGUGAGAGAAGUCAGGAAAGAAUUAACUCGAUAUAGCGGAGAAAUGUCGGGAAUUAAUGUUUCCGCGAAGAAGAGUAUAAAAUUGAAAUAGUAAAUAAAUUCUAAGUACAUGCAUUAAAAACAUUAAUAUAAUUGAACUAAUAUGGAAUUACUUAUUGUAUAUAAUAUUUAAAUACAAUUUUAGAAUAAUCAUUGUCAAACUUAAUCUCAUAUUAAAUUAAAAUAACAUUUAUUUGAUUAUGUGAAACAAAUAAACAAUUUUAUUUAAUGAUUUUUAUAUAAACGAAAAAAAUGAUACUUAUCUUAAC